UAUUCUUAUUCAUCUCAUUCACUCAAUUCACUCCUCUUUCUUUCUCCAGGCCGAAUUUCUCCUCAUUUAAGAAUUAACAAUUAUUAGAUAACCUUUAACCUUUACUACAGUUAUCUAAUAUCGUGUCCAAGUGAAGUAAUAUCAAUAGGAGAAAAAUGCAGGCCUCCGUUCUCACCCGACUGCCAGCCAUCGGCCCUAAAGGGAUCCUUUGUCGGGUCGCCAUUAUCCAGCUCCAGCAGCAACAAGGUCAAAGAUUCAUGUCGUCAACACAUGAAGCUGACCUCGUUGUGAUUGGGUCAGGUCCAGGUGGUUAUGUCGCUUCGAUUAAGGCCGCCCAACUAGGAAUGAAGGUGGUGAAUAUCGAAAAGAGAGCCACUCUGGGAGGAACCUGCCUAAAUGUGGGAUGCAUCCCGUCAAAGUCACUCCUAAACAAUUCUCACUAUUACCACAUGGCGCAACAUGAUUUUAAAAAUAGAGGAAUACUUGUCGACAACGUCAAGUUGGACCUUGAUGCUAUGCUGUCGGCUAAAAGCGGUGCUGUCAAAGCCCUCACUGGUGGAAUUGCGCAUCUCUUUAAGCAAAAUAAGAUCACCCAACUCACCGGUCAUGGAAAAAUCACGGGAAAGAAUGAAGUCACACUUUUGAAGGACGAUGGAUCCUCGGAGAAGAUCAAUGCUAAAAAUAUCAUGAUUGCGACGGGUUCCGAAGUUACGCCAUUCCCAGGAAUUGAGAUUGAUGAAGAACAAAUUGUUUCCUCGACCGGAGCUCUCUCCCUGAAAUCUGUCCCGGAUAAAAUGAUUGUCAUUGGAGCUGGAGUUAUUGGUCUCGAAUUGGGUUCCGUUUGGGGCCGACUCGGAACUCAAGUCACUGCCGUCGAGUUUCUCGGCACGAUCGGUGGGAUGGGCAUUGAUGGCGAAGUUUCAAAGAACUUUCAAAAAAUCCUGACCAAGCAAGGCAUCAAGUUCAAGUUGAGUACGAAGGUGACUGGGGCGAGGAGGGAAGGGAACCGAAUUCUUGUAGGAGUGGAAAAUGUUAAGGAUCCCAGCAAGAAAGAGGAGCUCGACUGUGAAGUCCUCCUAGUUUCUGUGGGGCGACGACCUUAUACCGAAAACCUCGGCUUGGAAGAUAUGGGAAUCACGAGGGACGAAAAGGGACGAAUUCCUGUCAACGAGAAGUUCCAAACCGUAGUACCAAAUAUUUAUGCUAUCGGUGACGCAAUUCACGGUCCGAUGUUAGCCCAUAAGGCAGAGGACGAGGGGAUCGUAGCUUGUGAGGGGAUGACUGGGAUGCCCGUGCAUAUUGACUACAACUGUGUUCCUUCCGUCGUUUAUACGCAUCCCGAGGUUGCAUGGGUCGGGAAAACGGAGGAGGACCUUAAGCAAGCUGGGGUGGCGUUUAACGUAGGAAAAUUCCCAUUCGCUGCUAACAGCAGAGCAAAAACGAAUAACGAUACUGACGGCUUUGUUAAAGUUCUUGGAGAUAAAGCUACUGACAGACUGCUAGGAUGCCAUAUUAUCGGACCGGGUGCUGGUGAAAUGAUUAACGAAGCAGCCUUAGCGAUGGAAUAUGGUGCAUCGUGCGAAGACGUUGCUAGAGUUUGUCACGCACAUCCUACCUGCUCCGAAGCUUUAAGAGAAGCCAAUCUUGCCGCAUAUUUUGGAAAACCCAUCAACUUUUAAUUAACUCAGCCGUAGUGACGUUUAACUAGUCUAAAUAUGAAAUGUGACCGUAGCAGUGACAACGUGAGUGGGUGGCGGUGGAGAUAACUGUAACUGCCGUUGUACUUAUUUUAAAUUUGAAGCACCAUCUCAAACAGAUAAUAAUAAAAGUAAGUGUAAAAAUAAGAAUAAAUUGUAAAAUUCCUUCAAACCAUUUCCCAAUUCUGUACAUAAAUUAAUAUCCGGUCUAGUUUUUCGUUAAAGUACAAGAUUUACUAAGCAUAUGUAGGUGAUAUACGUGCAUACAUAAUUUAGUGUAAAACCAAUCCAACCAGUUACGGAAACAAUAAAAAAAGAUGUAAGUUAA
Messenger RNA from Folsomia candida, 2025 nucleotides. RefSeq names its product dihydrolipoyl dehydrogenase, mitochondrial. NCBI's taxonomy places the organism in Eukaryota, Metazoa, Arthropoda, Collembola, Entomobryomorpha, Isotomidae. Gene Ontology annotation, cellular component: mitochondrion; oxoglutarate dehydrogenase complex. Gene Ontology annotation, molecular function: flavin adenine dinucleotide binding; dihydrolipoyl dehydrogenase (NADH) activity. The transcript is spliced from 12 exons. The record is from RefSeq and is a predicted model, not a curated record. The coding region runs from base 156 to 1679 and encodes 507 amino acids.